AUGGAGGUGGAGGAGGAGGAAAGACGCUCUCCACACGAUCAUGUGGAUCGGUGUGUUCCCGAGAGCUUCUUUGAUCGCGUAACGCAAGGGUUACGCGACGAUCUCGAGCAUGAGCGGAAUAGGCGUCUCCAGAUGGUGGACACUGCCUCGAAGCAUCGAGCUGAGUUUGCCUUUGCUCAGCUUGAGAACGAGAGAUCUCUGACAUCUCUUCGUGACGAGCUAAGGGUAGCUCGUGGGAUUGUUGAUCGGUCUCGGGCUGAGAUAACUGCUCUUCAUACCCUUGUUGAUGCCCACCAUCGGGAGCACAAGGCUCUCUGCGAGAUGCUUGAGCGCAAGGGCGUUCUUCAUCGGAAGAAGCAGCGUACUGAUGGUACGGCUUAA
Peronospora matthiolae is the source of this 381-nucleotide messenger RNA. NCBI's taxonomy places the organism in Eukaryota, Oomycota, Peronosporomycetes, Peronosporales, Peronosporaceae. The record is from the annotation of a GenBank genome assembly.